UCUUAAACCCUUCGAGCUCUGGAUUUGGGUUCGACUCUUAGAGUAUUUAUGUCAACAGAAAGCACAUCUACACAUAUCCAUUCGACGGAGAAUGGAUGAAUAUGCUGCAAGAUAACAAUCACCAGGAGACAUGCAUGAAAAUUACAAUCAGCUUUUCCAGAGAGAAAUGCAUGGUAUCUACACACUCUCACUUUCGCCGUUCUGGACGAUCACGUCGCAGCCACCUGAGAACCCAGCACAGGAUCACAGACUUUAUUUGGGUAACCAAGUUUUCUCGGCUAUCCCUCUUCCCGCGGUCUUUCUUGUGAUAUUCGCUUUUGAAGUAAGGUUCUAGCAACGAGCUCAGGACUGACCUUCUGGCUCACGUAGAUUGACUCUAGGAAAAAUAUGACCAUGGUGCCUUGCGCACAGUGCGUCUCUAUACCUAUAUAUGGUCACUAGCUGGAUUAUAUGGCUUCACAAAAGUAGCAAAUUUAACGUCAGGGCUUUUGGUGUCUAGGUGACUUCAGAUGGACUUGCUCGCCUGUCCUACGUACUGUGUAGAAAAGCGUCUUUUGUGAACUAUUGCUGGAUGAGUCCUGGCAAGAAAUAAAAUAGCAUUUUUUGAU
This is a messenger RNA of Sclerotinia trifoliorum, 608 nucleotides long. The record is from the annotation of a GenBank genome assembly. NCBI's taxonomy places the organism in Eukaryota, Fungi, Ascomycota, Leotiomycetes, Helotiales, Sclerotiniaceae.